Alligator sinensis (Chinese alligator) is the source of this 3576-nucleotide messenger RNA. It is a transcript of the gene NRBF2, whose product is annotated as nuclear receptor binding factor 2. Gene Ontology annotation, biological process: autophagy. The transcript has 4 exons. Lineage: Eukaryota; Metazoa; Chordata; Crocodylia; Alligatoridae. The record is from RefSeq and is a predicted model, not a curated record. The annotation marks the transcript as partial.
ACCAAUGACAGCCCUGGAGUUGCCGCCGGCCACAGUAACCGGGCUAGCAGGAUUUACCCUGUUAGGAGGAGCCUCUCGCGAGACUUCUGCGCGGCUCUUGUGCUCAGUGACGACACUGCGGCUCAUCAGCAGAGCAGAAAAGCUGACCGGUUGUUGGCAGCAGGAAAAUAUGAAGAAGCAAUUUCUUGUCACCAAAAGGCAGCUGCAUACCUUACCGAAGCCAUGAAGCUGACGCAGUCAGAGCAGGCUCAGCUAUCACUGGAAUUACAAAGGGAUAGUCAUAUGAAACAGAUACUGCUCAUCCAGGAGAGGUGGAAAAGAGCAAAGAGGGAAGAAAGGCUAAAAGUCCAACAGAAUGUAGACAAGGAUAUAGCUGCCCAUCUUCAGACUUCCUAUAAGCCAUCAGCUCAAGAGACUGAUGACCAAAAUGUAUUGGUUACUACUACUCAGAAAUACAGCCCUUCCUCAAAGAAGCAUCUACAGGAAAUUCAGGGAGUCUUUGACAGGGACCCAGAUACACUGUUGUUUCUGCUUCAGAAAAAAAAGGAGCCAUUGGAAACGUGUAUUGGGAGCAAAGCUCCAAAAGAUGACAAAACAAUAAUAGAGGAGCAGGCAACCAAAAUUGCAGAUUUGAAACGGCAUGUGGAAUUUCUUGUAGCUGAAAAUGAGCAAUUGAGGAGAGAGAACAAGCAGCUGAAAGCAGAACGGGCAAAACUCAUCAAAUCCCCAGUGGAGAAAGAGCUGGAUGUUGAUGCCGACUUUGUGGAGAAAUCUGAGUUAUGGGGUCUUCAGCAGCAUUCAGAAACUACUGCUACAUCAGCAUCAACUUGGCAGAAGUUUGCAGCCAAUGCUGGGAAGGCUAAAGACAUUCCAAUACCUAAUCUCCCUCCUUUGGACAUUCCGUCGCCCGAGCUUCCUCUUUUGGAGCUCUCAGAGGAUAUAUUAAAAGGACUCAUGGACAGUUAAACAAAGGACAUGAGAAGUGGUCAGUGCAGUUAAGGGAAGAACCCUGGGACAGUGGUGAUCCAAGGGUAGCAAUAGCCCUACGGUGGGAGAAAAGGCACGGCAGCAACUUUUCCACUGUGCAAUACAGGUCCUAGCUAAUCUGUUUCACAGAGCUGAAGGGUACUGUAACUGGCUUAAAAAGGAGGGGAAAAAGCAAGUUCUUCAGUCCUCCUGACAUUUCAAACCAAAUGAGUGGCAUUGGAGAACACUUCAAACAGCACAAUCCUUCAGGGUUUUUAAGUACAUUAUAUGUAAUAGCUAUAUCUAGAAUGCCAUGAACAGAACUGGUUGCCAGAUGGCUGCCACUUCAUAUUGAAAAUGUCUCUCUCUCUCAUGUGUAUGCAUUUUCAUAUACACACUUAUGGACAAGUUUGCCAAUUUAGUGCUGGUGCAACUCAGACACCUCCAGAUGGAUCUACAUGCCACAUGCUCUGUGCUCCUGAUAACUGUUAACCUCAGAUCAGUCAGGAGAGAAUUAAUUUUCGACUUUAUGAAGGAACCAAGUUUUUAGUUCUGUGAGGAUUUUUUUUUUAUUUCUCUGUUUACAUGACUAAUCAGGGUGCAUCGAAUCUACUUUUGAUUUCGGUUUAAAAAAAAAAAAUUGUCUAAGAAAAUAUAUACUCAAGGAAAUCUGGUUUUCUGAGCUGCAUGAAUGGAAGUAAUACUUAGCUGACAGUAAUUGAUUGAAAAAAAUGGUUUGUUUACAUCUACAUUAGCUAGGAGGAGGAUGAGACUAAGAUGUUCUAUGCUACACUCUUAAGCUGAACACUGCAAUAACGAUAACAGUCUUUUCAACUGUUGCAGAGUCAUUAAAGAAACAAAGAUUCAUGCUGUCGCUGACAUAUACAUAGAGAGAGAGUGACUGAAUGUCUGUAGCCUCUCCUCUGUCAGUGAGUAAAGCAGUGUUAGCAUAAGGUGAGGAAUUCUUGGUGGUAUAUGAAAUGACUCAACUCAGUCUGGUUCUUAUGAUGCAGAUCAGGUGCCUAGCAAAGGAGCAGAGACUGCAGGAUGUACUUCACCCCAAGAGUUUGUCUUGAACUGAGAAGACCGUCUCCCCACAGGAGCUUUAGGAAUGUGCAGGAUUUAAGUUUUGAGUGGUGCUACUACUAUAAUGUUUUCAACUGAACACUGUUCAUACUACAACAGAGGUCAGCAGUCGGUGGGGGCUUUGCCUACACCACGCUAUAGCCUAGAGGGAGGGAGUUUUGUCUGUGCUGGGCCAAGUCAUUCCAGCCAGUUAUGGCAAAAAGGCUGCUGACAGCUGUAUUACAUAAACUGUUCCAAGCCAACAUGUCUUGGUUUAGUGACUAGCUAAACAUAUGUUUUUUUCUUUUAAAUACCUCUUCUUUCCAGAACUGCAGGCUCCUACAUCUUGAGUAGCAGCCUUUUGCUGAAAAAAGGUGAAGGCCACAGUGCUUCUACUUUUAUCUCAUCUGUGCAAAGUUUCUUACCCUGUUGCUUGCUGCUGAAGAAGGAGCGCUAAGGAAGAACCAUAGAAAAACAGCCAGGACUUGCCCAAGGAAACCCACUCUUGAUUCAGUUGUGCUGUAGUCAUAAGCAAACAAGACACAUUUUCCACUUCCUGAACAUGCUUCUUUAGCGACAGAAAAAGGAGAUUUUAGAGCCUUUUGAACAAAACAGUAAUUAUGUCAGCUUGUAAAAUGAAUGAAAAAAACCCCCAAAAAAACACGGUAUGCUCCAUGGGUAGCUGCUUAAGUAAUUUGAUUGAACUGCCUGAGAUUUGAGUAAUGUAGUGCACGAGGGCAAGUAGUAAUAGCUGUCUGUGCUCCUGUACCACCCAGAGCUGUUGCAUGGCAUUCUCUUGAAGCUCUGCAACAGUAGGUCACUGACUCAGGAGCAAGACUGCUGAGGAGCUUGUAUGCUGCAGGCAUUAUAACCUUGCUCUCCCUGUCAACCUGAAAACCCUGUAUCUAGAAGACAACAUUUCCUUGAGCAUGAGUAAUAUGUUGCAUAUUCACCACAGUUUGAGGACCACUGAAGAACCAGGAGAAAGGAAGAAGGCAGUAGCAAGCCUCCAGCUUUAUUCAUUCAGUUCAUAAUAAAGAUGAAUAUUCAAACAAGUAUUUCCCUGGCCCUUGGAGGAAACUUCCCACCUCCAAGAAAGUCCUUCAGCACGUGUCAAGCUCCGUGGUAUGCCCACAGUAAGUAGUGCAAAACACAUAUUUCUACUUUUCGUCUACAGCAAUUAACCAGAACACCUGGAAGCUUCAUUGGCUUAAUAUGAUGGUCCGAGUCUGUUUACACCUUGAUGAACUCUGCACUGAAGGCAGCGUGGCACAAAGUAAGGAUGCAGAGCUGGUUCCAUGUUGGCCCCACUCCUCCUGCAUAUUGGGGAAGUAGGUUACUUAUAUGAGCCCCUUCUCACUUCUGUAAUAGCAACAUUAACACACAGUACUUGGAAAUCCUGGAGGAAAAGCAAAGUGCUGAAUAUGAACAUUUCCAGGCUAAUUUAUUACUUCUACUCUAGAGAACUCCUGCUGUUUUCCAGUUAAAAUCUGUAUUCAGCUUGAAAUAAGCAUGUGGCCUAUUAAAAAAGCUGCUGCACACUGA